Messenger RNA from Oppiella nova, 2112 nucleotides. NCBI's taxonomy places the organism in Eukaryota, Metazoa, Arthropoda, Arachnida, Sarcoptiformes, Oppiidae. The record is from the annotation of a GenBank genome assembly.
AUGUGUUUAGCUAUCGAUUUUCAGUCGAAAUCGAUUGUAUGGAUUGACAACGAAUUUCAUUGGAUAUCGACUAUCGAUUAUUUCGGUGACAAUCGAAAAAUCAUCAAAACAUCGAAACAACACUUCAGCGACUGUUCCGCAAUCGAUGUGUUCAACGGUUCCGUGUUUUGGUCGUCGCCUAAAGAGGAAAGCAUUUUUGCCAUCAAUUUGAAGGACCAUUCAAUAAGCAACCAAAGUUACCGGUGCUUAUGCUCGGACGCCAAUCAACUGGACACGUGUUCGGAACCGGAAGCACGUGUUGAAUGUCCACCGGAUAUACCGAUUAUCGUGCAAAAUAUUAGUGCCGUAUCCGAAAUGCUCGACUCGAAUGACACGCUAUUGUUAUUUAAGACGCGAUACCCGGAUAUUAGACUCGGGAAACUAAUAACUAUCUUAUGGCUAUUAUUGAAUCCCGUGACGAAACGAAAAUCGUGUCACGACCUAUUAUUAACACAAAUACCCAGCGGACAAAACUAUCCAUAUGUCACGCCAAAUGCCAUUGGCAUUUAUGUCGGAAAAAUAUAUGCUGAUGACCGUGAUAUUUAUCCGGUUAUUACGUACGAAAACUGUGUGAUCAAGGACAUUCGUGUCGAUCCGUUGGUAUCUAUGCUAUUCUGGACCGAAUAUAUUGACGACCAGGAUAAAUAUUAUGGCGAUCAAAAGACUUAUUAUAGUGAUGGCAAAUUUAAGAGUCAUUUAAUGGGCGCCUAUCAGGAUGGACAGGCUGUUCGUGUAAUCGCGGAUUCUCAGUAUAUUAGGCGGCAUACACUUAACUUAGACAUAAGGACCAAGAUGAUUUAUUAUAUACGUACCAAAUAUGAUGACAAAAGUGUUAGCCAGGUAUGUUCUGUGAAUUACAAUGGGAGUGACCAACGGAUAGUCCACUCGUCGACAAACCUGUUCACCGAUACUAUACUAAUGACCACCGAUUUGUUCGGGGAAUACCUAUAUUGGAUGAGCGCUACAAAUAAUUCUAUAUUACGAGUGCCCAUAAAUAACGUGUCCGAUACAGCACCGAGCGCACAGGUAGUCAUGGAAUCUGGAAUAGCGUUGAAUACUUUCAGAAUAAUUAAUAAAUUACGUCAACCUACCGGUUCUAAUAAGUGCGCUCAGAGUAGGUGUACCGAACUGGGAUUGUGUUUGCCUACUGGCUAUAUGAAUGCAAACUACCGGUGCGUUUGUAAAAAAUAUUACGGAACGGUAUUACUCUGGAACGGUACGGCCUGUGCCCACCACGACCUACCUGUGGUCACGACACAUGAUCCACAAAUAACGUCGACUCUCGUACCCUUUGAUUUAAACGACGAAAACACGAAAUUACUCUACGAUAUCAUAACACACGAUGAAAUGCAGGGUGACGUUAAAGUGGACCCCAUAGAGGUCCUACUUGUGUGGUCUCAAUGGCGACAUAAUAUGACUGCCAAUGAAUAUAACGGCAGUAUUAUGUGUUCAAAAUUAGAUGGAUCCGACAUACAGGUGCUCAACAACCGCACCAGGCAUCCACACACUAUAGCACUGGACACAAACGCUCAGUUAGUCUAUUGGAUCGACACAUUUAUGUAUACUUUGAACGUUAUGGACUAUAAGGGGCUAAACGUACGUACGGUAGCUCAGGGAUCGUCACUAUUUUCAACCGCUUUUUCAAUGGAUUUCUAUGGGAAGUACACCUAUUGGUCGACAGGACAGACAGUAUACCGGGCCGAUGGGAACAACACUGAGGUAGUAUUGAACGCAUAUUCGGAUAUACAAGGAAUUCGGGUGUUGAACACCGGGAGGCAAGCUGAUUGCAAGGAUGCUACUGGUGCUAAAGCGGUGGCAAACUUCAAACCUUGUUUUAGCCAAACAGCUAAUGGGAAGGGCAUGUAUGAGGUUGCUGAUAAACACAAGUCUAAAGGGUUUGACACUUGUGCGGUUGAGCUUGCUCAAGUCGUCAAAGGUAUGAAAGACCCGGAUGAAAAAGAUAGCAAGAAAAUGGAGGAAUGUUUCAAUGAACUCAAGAAAUCAAAGGAUGCUAUUAUGAAAUGCUAAUUAAAGCUUACAUUAAUGCUGUAGAGAUACAGAUUAAUAAAACGU